This is a messenger RNA of Naegleria lovaniensis, 762 nucleotides long. RefSeq lists its product as uncharacterized. The record is from RefSeq and is a predicted model, not a curated record. NCBI's taxonomy places the organism in Eukaryota, Heterolobosea, Eutetramitea, Acrasida, Naegleriidae. The transcript is spliced from 2 exons. Gene Ontology annotation, cellular component: proteasome core complex. Bases 1 to 762 code for a protein of 253 amino acids.
AUGUAUUUCGACACUCACAAGCUUUUCCAUCAUGAUGCUCCCAAAGACAAUCAUCAUGUCUUUCCUUACCAGCAUUUGGUAGUAGAUGAAGGUGCCAAGAAACAUACACAAGAUCCAAUUGUUACAGGAACAUCCAUCUUGGGAAUUCGAUACAAUGGAGGAGUCAUGUUGUGUUCUGAUACAUUGGGUUCUUAUGGUUCGCUUGCAAGAUUCCGUUCCGUAGAAAGAGUUAAAAAGAUUGGUAAUAAUACCAUUGUUGGAGCAUCAGGAGAAUACUCUGAUUUCCAAUAUAUUUGUGAUUUGUUAGAACAAUUAGUGGAUCGAGAUUAUUGUGCUGACGAUAAGAUUGAAACUUCACCAAGAGCAAUUUAUCAAUAUCUUGUUCGUAUAAUGUAUAACAGAAGAAAUAGAUUCAAUCCAUUGUGGAAUACUUUGAUUGUUGCCGGAUUUAAGGAUGGAAAGUCAUUCUUGGGAUAUACCGAUUUAUUGGGAUCAAACUUUGAGGACGACACUAUGGCUUCCGGUUAUGGAGCUUACUUGGCUAAGCCAAUUCUUAGAAAUUUCCUCGAUUCUAAGAAUGGUGAUGUAAAUAAUAUUUCUGAGCAAGAAGCAAGAGAAGUUUUGGAAAAGUGUAUGAAAGUUCUCUACUACAGAGACGCAAGAAGUCUUAACAAGAUUCAAAUUGCUACAGCCACUGCAACUGGUCUCACUGUUUCUGAGCCUUAUUCUUUACAAACUGAAUGGGCAUUCAAAGGUUUUUAA